Molecule: messenger RNA, 2036 nt
Organism: Aspergillus heteromorphus CBS 117.55
Lineage: Eukaryota; Fungi; Ascomycota; Eurotiomycetes; Eurotiales; Aspergillaceae
Product: alpha/beta hydrolase
Exons: 4
Coding region: 340-1647 (435 amino acids)
Source: RefSeq, a predicted model, not a curated record
AAGGUCCAUCUUUGUGAUAAAUGUAGGUAGAAGAGGCGACGGAAACCCGAAUGUUGAUUCGCCAUGACCAGAGUGGCGGGCCUAUCUAGGCCUCGGACAUCACCGCUUAUGCAGGCGCCCCGUGCCCGAUAAGUGCAGCCUGACAGGUGCUAAUUCGGGAUUUGAUUGACGGGGAUGCUCUCAGAGGCGCAGCUAGUUCAGCUGAAGCUCACGCUAUCUGUGUAACGAUAUCUGUUGAUCCCAUCCUAUCCUUGUUUACUAUCCCUGCCUGUUCUGCCUGUCCCACCAUACCUGCCAGCGGCCGACGAUCAUCAUCGAACAUCGCCUACUUGCUACGCCAUGUCCACAGACAGGUUCGAGAUCAGUGAACAUGUUGUUCCCGGUUGCCAUAUCCGAGAAUACCCAGGAAGCACCGCUGGUCACCAGGAGGAGGUGCUGCAUCUCCAUGUUAAGCAAUAUAGCCCCAAGGAUCAACUCGAUCCUGUGCCGUCCGACGCAAUCACCUUCAUCGCAGCUCACGCAAUAGGAUUUCCUAAGGAGCUCUAUGAACCUCUGUGGGACGAGCUAUGGGAACUAUCCAAGCAGUAUGGUUUCCAUAUUCGCGGUAUCUGGAUCACUGAUGCCGUCGGCAUGGGUAUGAGUGGUGUCUUGAAUGAGGACAAGCUCAGUAUGGACUACUCAUGGAUGGAUCAUUCGCGCGAUCUCCUCUCGAUGAUCAACCACUUCCGCGAUCAGAUGCCGCGGCCAUUCGUCGGUAUAGGCCACAGCUUCGGCGGCACAAUCAUGACCAACCUCGCCUAUCUCCACCCCCGCCUCUUUACCACUCUCAUUCUUCUCGACCCAGGCAUUCAACUGAACCCUCCCAAGAUGGGUUUUGGCACCGAUCCUCCGACUUAUAUCAACGCAGCUGUCUGGCGCAACGACAUCUGGCCUAACCGUGCAGCCGCCGCAGCAUCCCAAAAACGCUUUUUCCCGGACUGGGAUCCUCGUUGUACCGACCUGAUGAUCCGACAUGGCUUCCGUGACCUCCCGACACCCCUCUACCCCGACAUAACCAAAAUCAAGGACGCAGACCCAACUAACCCCCCAGUAACUCUCACCACCACCAAGCAUCAAGACACCAUCGCACUCAUGCGAGAGAAUUUCUCCUCGCGACAGCCAGAUGGCCGGAUUAAAAUUAAUCAAACAACACAUGCAGACCUCGACCCUUUCGCGGCAUCCAUCCCGCUCUACCGUCCCGAGCCACGAAGCACGUUUAAUCGCGUUGCGACGCUCCGACCAUCAGCACUGUUUCUGAUUGGAGGUAAAACCAUCUUCAAUAUUGAUGAGCUUCGCGCAGCGAUCAAGAUUUGCGGUACAGGUGUGGGAGGGAGUGGCGGCAUCAUGGAGGAGAAGGUCAAGGAAGUGACAUUUCCCCAUCUGAGCCAUUUCUUCCCGUUUGAAGGCGUAAGGCAAACGGCGGAACAGUGUGCGCUUUGGCUUCAGCAGGAAAUGAAGAGGUUUCGGGACGCAGAGAAAGAAUGGAAUGACAAGAGGCGACCGAUGUCAAAGCGUGAUCAUAUGGUGCUGCAUAAGGAGUGGUUUCGGGUUGUGAAGCCUCCGGUGACCAUAAAGGCUGGGAAGCAGGCAAGGAAGAACAAGUUGUAGACAUGUAACUUGAUUUGGAGAAGAUUAGCUGUUGAGUUAGAGAUAGGAUGGUGCAUUGGCGGCCGUUAUUCUGACGAAUACUCGGUUCGCUCAACGGAACCUAUGAUGCUUGGAUAUGGGUGGUCAAAGAAGACACGAAAUGAGCACAUACGCAGCGCUCUAACUAUCCCGCGUAAGCUCCAACAUCACGCCAUUUGUCCCCAUCAUCAUCAUCAACCAUUGUAUUCCAGCCCAUCUUCAAAACUAGUCCAAAGAAUGCCUUGGUUCUUCGGGUGAUACAGCAUAUGCGGUGAAAGUAAUCCGAAGAUUGACCUGUAGAACGUAGAUACCACACUUGAUGUCCGACGAUGAGGAUCUUCCACUAUAAAAAUAAUAGCAUUAGCUUUUAG